Oncorhynchus masou masou (cherry salmon) is the source of this 7168-nucleotide messenger RNA. Its product is annotated as transcriptional activator GLI3-like. The transcript is spliced from 15 exons. Gene Ontology annotation, cellular component: nucleus. Gene Ontology annotation, biological process: regulation of transcription by RNA polymerase II; smoothened signaling pathway. Lineage: Eukaryota; Metazoa; Chordata; Actinopteri; Salmoniformes; Salmonidae. The coding region runs from base 419 to 5374 and encodes 1651 amino acids. Gene Ontology annotation, molecular function: RNA polymerase II cis-regulatory region sequence-specific DNA binding; DNA-binding transcription factor activity, RNA polymerase II-specific. The record is from RefSeq and is a predicted model, not a curated record.
GGAGUCAGGCAAGGGAAAGAGAAGCUGGAUUUCCACAUUUCGCCCUAUUCUCUUCGAAAAGCAUACUUAAUGUAAUACCAACAGUCCACGAGUUUUUGCAAACACAUGUUUUCUUAUUCAUACAGGUUUAAUAUCUGAUAUCGGGCAGGUAAUGUAUGGGGUUCACGGUAUUAGCUCAGUUUUCGCUCUAUUCAGCAAACUGUGAAAAGAAGAAAGACGCGGAGAAGAAGGAAAAGUCUGGCAGAGCGGAGUUGGAGUUGAGACGUCAAGUCACAUAGUCACAUAGAUGCACAUCUGCAACAAGCGAGAAAAGACUUCACUUACGAGAAGACAAAAAAAGUUCAAGAAUUAUAGGAGGGGAAACAUCAUUCGAACACGUGUCCUGUCUCCAAGAGGUGCUGAGGAAUGAGCUGUCGCCAUGGAAACCCAGUCCCAGGCCAGUUCUGCAGCUGAGAAGAAGAAGAAGGUGGAGACCAUCGUGGCAACCAAGGGCUUGUCCACGUCCGCCGACAUCAGCGAGAAGGCUGUGGCCUCCAGCACUACAUCCAAUGAAGAUGAGCGAUUGGGCACGCAGUACCACCACCACCGCGAGCGGCGCAACGCCAUCAGCACCCAGGCCUCCAUGCCUGGCACCCCUGGAAGCAAGCUGGGUGAGGAGUCCUCCACGUCCACAGAAGAGCGCCCCCCACUGGUAAAGAAAGAGCUGCACAGCUCACUGCCCCACCUGGCAGACCACGGCCUGCCCUAUCGCGGAACGCUGUUUGCCAUGGAUCCCCGCAACGGAUACCUGGACUCCCACUACGCACCGCCACAGUUUUUCCCUGCUUUCCAUCCACCGGUGCCUAUCGACGACAGACAUGCCCAGGGUCGCUACAUCUACGAGCCGUCCCCCGUUCCCCCUCUACACGUGCCUCCUUCGCUGGCCGGCAGUCCGACGUUCUCCGACAUCUCCCUCAUCCGGAUCUCGCCCCACCGGAACCCCUCCGUGGGGGCAGAGUCACCCUUUAACCCACCACAUCCCUACAUCAACCCCUACAUGGACUACAUCCGCUCACUUCACUCCAGUCCCUCACUUUCUAUGAUCUCUGCAGCCAGGGGCCUCAGCCCUGCAGACGCCCCUCACACAGGCCUGACCACAGCAGAGUACUACCACCAGAUGGCUCUCCUGGCAGGCCACCGUAGCCCGUACACGGACCUCCUACCCUCUGUGGCCUCCACGGCCGGAGCCACCAGCAGCGCCCUGCACAUGGAGUAUCUACAGGCCAUGGAGAGCUCCAGGUUCCCCAGCCCCAGGCUGACGGCAAGGCCAAGUAGGAAGCGGGCCCUGCCCAUCUCUCCCCUGUCGGAGCACAGCUUUGACCUGCAGACCAUGAUCCGCAACUCGCCCAACUCCCUUGUCACCAUCCUCAACAACUCCCGCUCCAGCUCCUCCACCAGCGGCUCCUACGGACACCUCUCAGCCGGGGCCAUCAGUCCGGCAUUGAGUUUUGCCUACCCUCCGAACCCCGUGGCACUUCAGAUGCAUCAGCAGCUGCUUGGUCGGCAAACAGGGAUGGUGGGUUCUGCGUUUGGCCACAGUCCGCCGCUCAUCCACCCCUCCCCGGUCUUCACCACCCAGCGGCCCAUCCCUGGCAUUCCUCCUCCUGGCCUCACACCCAGAGAGCGCUCUGUCAUCUCUAACGACACCUCACAGAACAAACCCACCAGUGAGUCAGCGGUGAGCAGCACGGGGGAACCCAUGCACCACAAACGCUCCAAGAUCAAACCUGAUGAGGAGCUACCCAACUCAGGGGCCGUAAAUUGCCAGGACCAUCCGGAUGGGAUGACACUGGUGAAGGAGGAAGGUGACAAGGACGAGAGCAAGCAGGAGCCAGAGAUGGUGUACGAGACCAACUGCCACUGGGAGAGCUGCCACCGGGAGUUUGACACGCAGGAACAGCUAGUGCAUCACAUUAACAAUGACCACAUCCACGGGGAGAAGAAGGAGUUCGUGUGUCGCUGGGACGAGUGUUCACGGGAGAAGAAACCCUUCAAGGCCCAGUACAUGCUGGUGGUCCACAUGCGCAGGCACACCGGGGAGAAACCACACCGAUGCACCUUUGAGGGCUGUCCCAAGGCCUACUCUCGCCUGGAGAACCUGAAGACCCACCUGCGCUCCCACACUGGAGAAAAGCCGUACGUCUGUGAACACGAGGGCUGCAACAAGGCCUUCUCCAACGCCUCAGACAGAGCCAAGCACCAGAACCGCACACACUCCAACGAGAAACCCUACGUGUGUAAGAUCCCGGGCUGCACCAAGCGCUACACAGACCCCAGUUCCCUACGCAAGCACGUCAAGACCGUGCACGGGCCGGAGGCGCACAUUACCAAGAAGCAGCGCAGCGACACCUACCCACGACCCCCUCCCCAGGAGGGGGGGAAUGGACAGGGCCUGUCACCAGGGCAACUGGGAGGGUACGCAGACCAAAGGGAGUACAACCACUCUACCUCGAAACAGGACGAAUGUCUGCAGGUCAAGUCCAUCAAGACAGAGAAACCCAUGACGUCUCAGCCAAGCCCUGGCGGUCAGUCUACAUGCAGCAGUGACCAGUCCUCCAUCAGCGCCUAUCCCAGCCGUGGAGUCCAGCUUGCUGUGAGGGGAAGGGUGGGACUAGGACUGGGCGAGAGACUGGGAGAGUAUGAGGAGUUGGAGGAUGAGGAGGAGAAUGUGUUGGAGGAGUUAGAAGGGGGCUGUGGGGCCCCCAUCAUGGACUCCACUGUGUCCACAGCCACAGCGGCUACGUUGGCACUGCAGGCGAGGAGAAGUGUGGGCCGACCCAUGAGAUGGAUGGAGCACAUGAAGAUGGAGAGGCUGAAGCAGGUGAACGGAGGAGGAGGCCCCAUUCCCAGGCUGUCACCCACACCGCCACCCAAGGGACCUGCCACGCUGCCCGCCAUUCUGGGGAAGGAUCCAUACCUGGGCAGGUUAUCCCAGCCGAAGCCUCCCCCUCAUCCCGAGCUGGGAAGCACAGAACUUACGGUGCUCAGCAUGCUCCACAGCAUUGAGCGCGGUGACCGGCGGGACAGCUGUGGUAGCGCCACCAGCUCAGCAUACCUGAGCAGCAGCCGGCGCUCCUCGGGUAUCUCGCCGUGCUUCUCGUCGCGGCGCUCUAGCCAGGCAUCCCAGAGCGAGGCAGCCACCACCCCUAGUCACCACUACCGCCACCACAACCUCAGCUCUGCCGACUCCUACGACCCCAUCUCUACCGAUGCCUCACGCCGCUCCAGCGAGGCCAGCCAGUGCGGGGGAGGUGGUGGAGAAGGUGGGGUAUUUGUGGGUGGGGGGUGGGCGCGUGUCGGGGGAGGGACCAAGGGGAUGCUCAACCUCACGCCUGCGCAGCACUACUACCUGAAGGCCAAGUACGCUGCUGCCACGGGCGGCCCACCCCCAACACCGCUGCCCAACAUAGAGUGCAUGAGUCUGAAGACCCACAUGGCCAUGAUGAGCGAGGUCCAGGGCGAAGCUGGAGGCAACUAUGUGAUGCCCCAGCUGGUCAGGUCGCGCCGCUGCAGCGAUGGCAGCACCACCAACAGGUACGGGUGCCACGGUGGCUACCGAGACUACUGGCGGAGGGGCUUCUACCCCGGCGAGGGCCCAGGGAACGGUCCGGACCGGAGGGCCAGCGACCCCGUACGGACCCAUCCUCAGCAAGCACCAGAGUUCUUUGGGCUGCCCCAGGUCCAGUGCUUCAGCAGCCUUAACAACAUACACCCUCUGCCCCCGCUAUCAGGCCUCCAGCACCCCACGGCAAAGGGCCGUAGCUUCAGUCUGCAGAACUACACACGCUCCGACGUGAACCUACAGAGAGGGGGCCUGUUCUCCUCGCCCUGCCCCCCCAGCAUCAUGGAGAACACAGCCCUGGAGGCCCUGGCCAUGGAGGAAGGGGGGAUGCUGGGGGAUGAGGACAUGCUUCCUGACGACAUGGUGCAGUACCUCCGCUCACAGGACAAGGCAGGCUCCUACAACAACUACAUGGAGAACCAGGUGGCUCGGGACAAUGGACAUCUCCCUGGGGGGGAGUUACAGAACCAGGGCCCAGGGCUGAACCAGUGCUUCUACAGCCCCCAGCAGCACCAACAGCGGCAGGAACUGGAGAGAAAGAGCCCUAGUAAAGAAGGCAUGCCCAUCCAGUGGAAUGAGGUGAGCUCAGGGAGUGCUGAGAGGUCUCCACAGAGACAGCCCCAGGCCCAGUCCCAGCAGAGGUGUAGUCGAUGGGCCGCCACAGAGCAGCACCAAGGUCUGGCUGCCAGUUCGCCAUUAGGGAGGUUUGGGAACAUGGUGGUGCAGCCGCAACAACCAUUCGCCAGAGAGUUCCAGAACCAACGCUGUGCCCAGCCAGCCCAGUCCCAAUCUCAGCCUCGAUGCGGGCUAAAGUCAGAGGUGACCACCCAUUCCUGCAUGGAGAUGAAAGGGAAUGACCACAACCCCACACACACUUUUGGCCGCCCUGACUUCUCCCAGAUCACCAUGGGGCCUCUGCCCCAGGGCUACGGCCAGCAGAAGUAUCACAACCAGACCCAGAACCACAGAACCUCCAGGCAGAUCGGAGAAAACCUGCUCCUCAGCCGGGGCUCCAUGGACAGCCUAUCCAGCCUCUCCCCGGCACUCCACCACCAACUCCUUGCCGCCGCCUCCCCCUGCCUGCAGCAGGCCAACAGCAGGCACCCGGCCAGACCACAGCAAUACCUGAAUCUCCAACCGAGCACCACCAACGGUAGCCAUGUCAACCUUACCCAUCAGAACAUUUCCCAGCAGCAGCAGAGUCUGAGCAACCAAGGCAGCCACUGCUCCCUGGCCCGUCAGGUGUCCGGGCUGAAGCUAGAGGUUCCUGACCAGGACUAUCUGGACCAGGGCUUCAGCGACCAGGCUGUGUGCUUUGACCCGGUGGAGACCAAGGCCUCGUCCUCCCCUCCCCUGGAGGAGCAGUGUCUGCUGGAAACCAUGACCGAGCAGGUGGGUCUAGACGUGCACUCCUCAGUCCCAGCCUGCCUACUAUCUCCGGGUGCCGACCAGGUGACCAGUACGGUGGACAGUGGCGUGGACGGCUCAGCCAACGUGCUAGACGACGUGGUGGCGCUGGACUUCGACGCCAUGCUGGAUAAUGUGGGGUUGGGCUACGACCAGAGUAGUCUGGUAUCGGGGGUGAUCAGCCCCUCCAUCUUCCAAGGCCUGUCCCGGACCUCGUCCCGCCUCACCACUCCCCGGGCCUCUGCCACCUUCCACAGCACUGCGGGCAUGGUGUCUUCCAACCUCAGCAACAUGGCCAUCGGGGACAUGAGCUCCUUCCUCACCACCCUCGCCGAGGAGAGCAAGUUCCUGGCCAUCAUGCAGUAACUAACUCCGUCCUUCCUUCGCUUUAUCCCUCCCCUGUCUAAAAGGAAAUAGAGGAAAAACCUGAUGCAUGUAAAGAACUGAAAGAGGAAAAAAGAUGGUAACACUUAUGACAAAGCGACAAAUUAUCACAGUUUAUUAUACUUACCUAAAGUGUUUCCCAAAACAGAUUUGUUGCCAAAAUGAUUUAUUUUGUAAAAGUGUCAUCCCCUCUCUUCUGAGGCAAGUGAUGUGUCAAAAAUUAUAUAUAGGUAUAUUCAAUUUCUGUAAUGAAGGCUAUUUUUGGAAGCCCUUCCCUUUGUAUUACUGAUGAGCGAGUGAGGCCUCUGAUAGCAUUUCUGGUCUUGUCCCUUUGGAACGUUAUUCUGUGUAUCGUUGCUGUUUUUUUUGCUGUACACUGUUGGUAUAAAUGCAUGUUGUAUUCAAGGUCAAACAUAAACACUGUCUUCAUAAGUACAUAGACUAGCCCACGUGCUAAGUAUCUAAUCCUAUUGGAUGUGCCAUUUACCAUUAUGGUCCAACAAUCGCCUCAUAUAAAUCCUUAUGUUAUCAGGUCAUAAGAGGGUCAAAAGUCCCCUGGUUGUUAUCUUUCUAUAUUUACUUGUUAUAGAAAGAUUAUAAUUUUGUUAGUAUGUUACUUUUGAGAAUAUGUAAAUGUUAGUGUUAGUGCUUCUACCAAGUCUUACCAAGUGGGAGUAUUACGAUAAUAUUCAAAGUCUUUGAAUUACAAGCGCCAAAACGUAGCCCUUUAGUUCAUACUCCAAUGGCUUGAUUUACAAUGUCUGUAAUGGUACUCACAGGUGUAUAUAUACCAAUGUGGGUUUUUGUCUUCAUAUUUUCUUUGUGAAAAUCAGAUUUUUGUUUUGAGGUGCUUUCUGUAGAAAACAAGCAUUUAUGGACAGUAUGGGACAUAUUCUUUUUACUUUUUUUUAUACAACAGAUCAUCCAUUAAUUCUAAGCGUAGCACAUGAUUCACUGAUUUUAAAAAAGGGUACCAUUUGUUUUCUGUUUUUUUAUCCACAAUUGUAUUUGACCAUUUUAGAAAUGUGAUCCUUUUUUUGUCUGAUAGACAUUUAUAGUGGAUCAUCCAUAUUCUAUUCUCCAAAAGAGUACAAUAUAUGUCCUGCCACUAUGGAGUGCAGUGACCCUUUCAACAGUGUUAGUAUCACCUUGCAAUCCCACAUGACAGUGUACAGUAUUUGAAAUAGUUUCCUUAAUCUUCAGUGGCAAAGUACAGAAUUGUUUUGAUGUUUUUUGGUACUUUUUGGUACUUUUUUGUCUUUGUAGCUGUAGUUGUAGCUGUGCAUCGGUGUUUUGUUUUGGAAGAAGUAAGAACUCAUUCCCUCGUGAAAGGACCAGAGUGAAUGGCCAUGAGGUAUGUGCCUUAAUAAAACCUGCCUGUCGGAAAAUAAAAAGAUCACUGCCAAUCUUCCAUGGUUAAUUCUGAAAAGAAACACAUGUUAAGUGUCUUGUGAGACCUGUAAAAUUCACAUAAACAUUUAUAUUUAAAAACGGAUUAUCGAUAAGACUGAAAUGUGUAAAAUGCAUUAACUUUCAUGUUUGUUAAUCUUUUUUCUUUUUUUACUAUUGCCUUUUUUUAUACCUGUAAAUAUAUGACUCUUUCUGUAGGUUUAGCUCAGAUAUGAGGAUGAGGCAGAGGGGUCAAUAAAGAAAUGACUCUUAAAAGCAGGGAUUCCCAGACCAGGCAGAUUUGGCUCUGAGUGGUGAAGAGCCACUUUGCUCUUUUCUAACUGACCACAAAUGUUUGUAUGGUUUUAAUAAAAAAAGGAAAUUAUA